AUGAGCGAAGAUGUUGGAUAUCUCUAUCUUUUGAUCCUGCAGUUUCCGAUGGGUAGGCGGACAGCCUGUGAUAUCUACUGGCAUGGCGUCUCUUUUCAUGACAAUGAGAACAUCGUCUCUGGGCAAGUCAACAAAUUCCCAGGAAUGAUAGAGAUGCUGCGGAAGAUAAACUUGAGUCGUGCCGUGCGCACCAUGCAUGAGCUGUUCCCAGAGGAGUACAACUUCUACCCACGCUCCUGGAUACUGCCUGAGGAAUACCAACUCUUCUCCACACAGAUUUGUCUCCUGAAGGACAAUGAUUCAACCCUCAAACCCACGUUCAUUGUUAAACCGGACAGUGGAUCCCAGGGCGACGGCAUCUACCUCAUCCGUGACCCCGCUGAUCUUCGGGUCAUCUCAGGUGCUCAGAUCAAACAAGCAGUUGUUCAAGACUAUAUCCAGAAACCCCUGCUCAUCGAUAAACUGAAGUUUGAUAUCCGCCUCUAUGUUCUGGUCCGCUCAUUGGAGCCUCUAGAGAUCUACAUCGCUAAAGAGGGCCUGUCCAGGUUCUGCACAGAACCCUACCAAGAACCCAGCCAGAAGAACCUCAGUCAUGUUUUUAUGCACCUUACCAACUACUCCCUUAAUGUGCACAGCGGAAACUUUGUCCACUCCGACAGCUGCAGCACGGGCAGUAAACGCACCUUCUCUAGCAUUCUCUAUCGCCUGGCAUCUAAAGGAGUGGACAUCAAGAAGGUCUGGUCAGACAUUUUUGCUUUGGUUAUCAAGACAGUAAUUGCACUUGUGCCUGAACUGAAGGUGUACUACCAGGCAGAUAUACCACCUGGAAAACCAGGACCGACAUGUUUUCAGAUCCUGGGCUUUGAUAUCCUGCUGAUGAAAAACUUGAAGCCUAUAUUACUAGAGGUCAAUGCCAAUCCCAGCAUGAGGAUUGAACAUGAACAAGAGGUGUCACCUGGUGUGUUUGAAUAUGUACCGAGUCCAGUAGAUGAAGAGGUGAAAGUGGGUGUGAUCAGAGACACGCUGCGGCUCAUGGACCCUGCUCAGAGGAAACAACACGCAACGUCAAAUACAGGGGGCGGUUCACCAGAAGAAGCUAUUGUUGUGGAGACAGGAAGUGAUGAGAAAGAAGGCAUUGCGGAUUCUCUUUCAUCUUUGUGUUUAAAGCAAGUCUUCCCUAAAUACACCAAGCAGUUUCAGUACUUGCGGGUCGUGGAACGCAUCGCUGCCCUUUUCCUGCGCUUCCUUGGUGUCAAAGGAACCAUGAGACUGGGUCCAACCAGCUUUCGCACCUUCAUCAGGAACUGCAAGCUGAGUAACAGCAGCUUCUCGACGGCUUCAGCGGACAUCCUGUACAUCGACAUCACCCGUCGCUGGGCUGCAAUGCUCCCCGACUCCAGAGAGGCAGGAAUGUGCCUUCAGGCAUUUAUUGAGGCCUUCUUUUACCUGGCAGCACGCAGGUUCAAGGCUUUACCUCUGUGGGAGCAGGUGCUCUUGCUGCUGGAGGUGUGUGAGGGGGCCCUCGAGGGCCAGAGCCACAGUGAGAAGCCACAGCCACACCGAUCGCACACAAACACAAACCCCGCCUCUUCUCAAACAUCAGCGCCAACCACGUUCAGCUCCCCUGCACUGACACGCCGACGCCACCGGCCGCUGCAACUCUCUGCUAAAGCAAACACAGAGAACUGACAAUCUCACACAUGCAAGCAAACACUUCCAUGUCUUCUGAGGAACUUCCAGAGCUUUUGAAUAAAUAAACAAAGAAGGUAGAAUAAUGAACCGAAUUUCAUAACAUAUAGAAGCCAGGAUAGAAGAGGACCUUAAAUCAUUCACUCUUAGCUCAAUUAGCUCAAGUUGAAUUGUUUAUACACCUCUCAGAUAAAGAUAUUUCUUUCACCACACUACACAGACAAAAGUAACUGAAGAUGUUCAUGUGUGUGUGUGUUCUGAUGCCAGUACACUGAUACUCAAGACACUUGUUUCAGUGCUAAAUGUGCGGACAGCAUGUGCACGAGCAUGUGACUUGUCGCGUUGCUCAUACAUUAUGCUUACUUUCAGGUAAUAUGGGUAGUAUUUGUGUUAAUCAAUCACUGCAGGGAUUAAUGUCACGAGAUUCAGUGUUUCUUAAAGGGACGAAAUGUUGUCAUAACUUCAGAAAAGCAGCUAAUUUUCUCAACUGGCCACCUUGAACUGACUAGGCAGAACAACACGGUGGCCUUUUGUUAGGAAAUGGUGUUAACACCAGGACAUGGCACCAAGUGCACUCAAAGUUUACUAAGUUGUUUUAUUUAUACCCGUAGAGAUUUAUUUAUUGUUUUACACUUAACUGAGUCAUUCUCUGUAGCUUUGAACUGACUGAAUUGCUCUUGCAUGUAGAAAUUAUGACAGAAGGGGAAAAAAGGGGGUUUGCUGUGGUUUAAUGCAAGUGGACAUCUCACAAGAUUAGCACAUAUUUACACAGAUCAUUUAACCCUCAUUUAAUAUCACAUUGCAACUGCAGGCAUCUACAUACAAAUUAGGCUCGACUGAGAUGUACUUUUUAUGGACAUGUUGAAUAAACAUUGCAUUUAAAAUAUUAUUUUGUAUGUUUUUACUUUUUCAGUUACAUACGCAUGCACACAUAUACACUACCAUUCAAAAUAUAUAUAUUUUUAAUAUUUUGAAAACAAGUCUCCAAUUCUUAGCAAGGUAUUUUUAUUCCCGAUGACAAAGCUACAUUUUCAGCAGUCAUUAUUACUCCAGUCUAUAGUGUCCUUCAGA
Sinocyclocheilus anshuiensis is the source of this 2760-nucleotide messenger RNA. RefSeq names its product tubulin polyglutamylase TTLL11-like. Gene Ontology annotation, molecular function: tubulin-glutamic acid ligase activity; tubulin binding. The transcript has 9 exons. Gene Ontology annotation, biological process: microtubule cytoskeleton organization; protein polyglutamylation. Lineage: Eukaryota; Metazoa; Chordata; Actinopteri; Cypriniformes; Cyprinidae. The record is from RefSeq and is a predicted model, not a curated record. Gene Ontology annotation, cellular component: ciliary basal body. Bases 1 to 1689 code for a protein of 562 amino acids.